This is a messenger RNA of Rubroshorea leprosula, 2988 nucleotides long. The record is from the annotation of a GenBank genome assembly. Lineage: Eukaryota; Viridiplantae; Streptophyta; Magnoliopsida; Malvales; Dipterocarpaceae.
AUGUAUAUCCCAUUAGUAAUAUAUGCCCUAGCGGCAAAAAGUUAGAAAAAACCUAUUAAUUCGUAUUUUGUUUUGUACUUUUAUUUUUUAUUUUUUAUUUUGUUUUUCUAGGGUUCGGAAAAUGUCGUCGGUGGAAUUUCUCCGGCAACCGAUGAUUCAGAAUAGAUUCUACAACAAUUCAUAUUCGAAUCUUCUCUAUUUACAUGGGUUGAAUUUCUGUAGGCAGCAGUCUAGAGUUUUUCAGCUGAGCGCGAGCGGUUUUGUCUCUAAUUCUAUCCAUGUUUCGCCGAUAAACUUGACCGUUGGUCGGAGUCACGAAAGAUUCAAACUUUACGGUGGAUUUUGGAGGAGAGGAGGAGUAGGAUUGAAGAAGAGUAGGAUUUUGGCUAAUUGUCAAGAUAGCGACUCAAAUGCGAGCUCGAGCACUAGCGAGAAGAGUGAGAGUGAAGGGCAGGCUGUGAAACAGAACCCCCAAAAUUCUGGGUCUUCGGGUAAUCGGAGGAGAGAGAAGAGCGGAAAACGGGGGUUAUGGUGGUCCAAGGGUAGGAAGUGGCAAUGGCAGCCGAUAGUUCAGGCUCAGGAAAUUGGGGUUUUGGUUUUGCAGUUGGGUAUUGUUAUGUUUGUUAUGAGGUUGCUCAGACCCGGAAUUCCGUUACCUGGUUCGGAGCCAAGAACUCCGACGACGUUUGUGAGCGUACCGUACAGUGAAUUCCUGAGCAAAAUUAAUAGUAAUCGGGUCCAGAAAGUGGAGGUUGAUGGGGUGCACAUAAUGUUCAAGUUGAAGGGUGAGGCCAAUGCCCCAGAGAGUGAAGUUGAAUAUAGUAAGUUGCAAGAAUCAGAGUCCUUGUUGAGAAGCGUGGCACCCACAAAGAGGAUUGUGUAUACUACCACGAGGCCCAGUGAUAUAAAGACUCCAUACGAGAAGAUGCUAGAAAAUGAUGUGGAGUUUGGUUCGCCGGACAAACGAUCUGGUGGAUUCUUCAACUCUGCUCUGAUACCUUUGUUUUAUGUUGCUGUCCUGGCUGGGCUUCUCAACCGUUUCCCUGUAAGCUUUUCUCAGCAUACAGCUGGUCAUAUUAGGAACCGCAAAUCUGGGGGUUCUGGUGGUGCAAAAGUGUCAGAACAAGGUGAAACAAUCACGUUUGCUGAUGUUGCUGGUGUUGAUGAGGCCAAGGAAGAGCUAGAAGAAAUUGUGGAGUUCCUUAGGAAUCCAGACAGGUAUAUUCGACUUGGUGCUCGUCCUCCCCGAGGAGUUCUCCUGGUUGGUCUUCCUGGGACAGGUAAGACUCUUCUAGCGAAAGCUGUUGCCGGUGAGGCUGAAGUGCCAUUCAUAAGUUGUUCUGCUAGUGAGUUUGUAGAAUUGUAUGUUGGCAUGGGUGCUUCCCGUGUUAGAGAUCUAUUUGCACGAGCAAAGAAGGAGGCACCAUCAAUAAUUUUUAUUGAUGAGAUAGAUGCCGUGGCUAAAAGCCGUGAUGGUAAAUUUCGUGUCGUUAGUAAUGAUGAACGGGAGCAGACUUUGAACCAGUUGCUCACUGAAAUGGAUGGGUUUGACAGCAAUUCUGCUGUGAUUGUUCUUGGAGCUACAAAUCGUUCUGAUGUCUUAGAUCCUGCCCUUCGCCGACCAGGAAGAUUUGAUCGCAUUGUCAUGGUGGAGACACCUGAUAGGAUUGGGAGAGAAGCUAUUUUGAAAGUUCAUGUUUCUAAGAAAGAGCUUCCUCUAGGAGAGAAUGUUGACCUUGGUGACAUUGCCUCUAUGACUACUGGCUUUACUGGGGCAGACCUAGCAAAUCUGGUGAACGAAGCUGCUUUGCUUGCUGGAAGAAAGAACAAAGUUUCUGUGGAAAGAAUUGAUUUCAUUCAGGCAGUAGAGAGAUCAAUAGCUGGAAUAGAGAAGAAAACUGCCAAGUUGAAAGGAAGUGAGAAGGCUGUAGUUGCAAGGCAUGAAGCAGGUCAUGCAGUGGUAGGUACAGCUGUUGCAAAACUUCUACCUGGACAGCCACGUGUUGAGAAGUUAAGCAUAUUGCCAAGGUCAGGGGGAGCACUGGGCUUUACUUAUACUCCUACAAAUGAGGAUAGAUAUUUGCUCUUCAUUGAUGAAUUACGUGGCCGUCUUGUUACUCUUCUUGGAGGGCGUGCAGCAGAGGAAGUUGUUUAUUCAGGUCGUGUUUCUACAGGUGCACUAGAUGAUAUAAGGCGAGCAACUGAUAUGGCAUACAAAGCAGUGGCUGAAUAUGGUCUUAAUCAAACAAUAGGCCCUGUGUCUUUGGCUACACUUUCUGGUGGAGGGAUUGAUGAAUCUGGGGGAGCUUCUCCAUGGGGAAGGGAUCAGGGGCACCUUGUUGAUCUUGUUCAAAGAGAGGUGAAAGCAUUAUUGCAAUCUGCCCUAGAUGUAGCACUUUCUGUUGUACGUGCUAAUCCUACUGUUUUGGAGGGGCUUGGUGCCCACCUUGAAGAAAAUGAGAAAGUGGAAGGUGAAGAGCUACAAGAAUGGUUGAAGCUGGUUGUUGCACCAAAGGAACUUUCCAUUUUCCUUAGGGGCAAGCAAGAGUCUCUUCUCCCACUGGAAGUCAGCUCUGGGUGAAAUACGCACAGUAUUGCUUGCUAACAUCAAGCCUGAUGUGGAAUGGGAUUAACGAAAGCUCUUCAUGCUACAUUUUACUAACAUAAAAAAAAAAAAAAACUCCUUGACAGUUGCCUUGGCUCAAUUAUGACUUGUAUGUAUCCUGCAGCAAGGGGGUGUGCUUCUGUUGUUUUAUACGGUCUUGGGGGGUAAUGCACGCGUUGGGAGUGUGCUUCUGUUGUUUUAAUGCUUGAACAGGGAAGGGCUCCCAUCUUUGGUUUGGGCAUGCUGAUCUACAAGGGCAGAUUCGGCUUCAUGGCCUCAUUUCCUUCCAUGCCUUGGCAAGAUUUUCCAAAGUGAAUAAAUAACCAAUUGUGAAUGCAAGAUGUGUCAAAUAGGUCUAAAAUUAAUGAAUGUCCAUGUACUUU